Strongylus vulgaris is the source of this 1104-nucleotide messenger RNA. Lineage: Eukaryota; Metazoa; Nematoda; Chromadorea; Rhabditida; Strongylidae. The record is from the annotation of a GenBank genome assembly.
AUGUCGAGCGGCAACGAGGAAGCACAAUUGGCACAGUGCCAAGCCUACGUUCAACGACACAAUAUUCAGCAACUUGUGAAGGAAGCUAUCGUUGCGCUCUGCAUUCACAAGCCAGAGAAUCCAGUUUUAUUUUUAAAGGAGCACUUUGACAAACUUAAUGAGCAAAGGACAGAGGAAGCAGGCCGAAAUCAGGACCCUCAAGAUGACGACGAUAUAAUGAUUGAACCGCCUAAGAGGACAGGUGGACGUCGUACGGGUAUCUCCGCUGAACCGAUCAAAGAAGAUGACACUGAGUACAAGAAGGUUGUGAUACCCAAGGAUGACGCAACGAGAAAAUCACUUGAAGCAGCGAUGAGCAAAAAUUUGUUGUUCGCCCAUCUUGAGGAGGAUGAAGCAAAAACGAUGUUUGAUGCUAUGUUCCCAGUUGAGAAACAAGCGGGUGAGACUAUUAUCGAGCAAGGAGAGGAAGGAGAUAAUUUUUACGUAAUCGACAAAGGAAUUGUCGAUGUUUAUGUUAAUAACGAGUUUGUGCUGACUAUUAACGAAGGAGGUUCUUUUGGCGAGCUCGCUCUUAUCUAUGGAACACCAAGAGCUGCAACAGUCAAAGCAAAGACGGACGUCAAACUAUGGGCGAUUGACCGCCUCUCAUACCGACGCAUAUUGAUGGGGUCAGUGAUGAGGAAACGCAAGAUGUAUGACGAGUUCCUAUCUAAGGUUCAGAUUUUAGCUGAUCUUGACAAAUGGGAACGCGCAAAUGUUGCUGAUGCUCUUGAACGAUGUGAUUUUGAACCUGGAACUCAUGUGGUUGAACAAGGCCAGCCUGGAGAUGAAUUCUUCAUAAUACUUGAAGGUGAGGCCAAUGUGCUGCAGAAACGAAGUGAUGACGCGCCUUUCGAUGUUGUUGGUCAUCUGUCUUCUUCCGAUUACUUUGGUGAAAUUGCCCUCCUUUUGGAUCGCCCCCGUGCUGCCACAGUUGUUGCGAAGACCCAGUUGAAAUGCAUCAAGCUGGAUCGUGCCCGUUUUGAGCGUGUAAUGGGACCUGUUCGUGAGAUCCUCAAGCGUGACGUGUCUAACUAUAACUCCUAUGUUAAACUGAUGACUUGA